Messenger RNA from Tremella mesenterica DSM 1558, 3837 nucleotides. RefSeq lists its product as uncharacterized. The record is from RefSeq and is a predicted model, not a curated record. The transcript has 3 exons. NCBI's taxonomy places the organism in Eukaryota, Fungi, Basidiomycota, Tremellomycetes, Tremellales, Tremellaceae. The coding region runs from base 1 to 3837 and encodes 1278 amino acids.
AUGUCUACCGCAGAUAGUGAUGUUAUGAGACCCACUCCAAAGAAAUCAUCUUCUCUUCGCUCUCGACCUCAUUCCUCAUCCAUCUCUUCGGUCCACUUUGAACCUCGUCAACAUCCUUCCGCCUCGUCCCUCCGAUCUCAGAUCAGCUUACUCCAACAAUCCAUAUCAGAGGAUAGACAACUAUCACCUCUCAAGACUCGCUCAACACCCGUCUUGGGAUCAUCCCCACCUUCGACGCUUUCGGCAACAGAUCUGACGUCACCCUUGACUCAAGUCCCAGCACCAAACCUCUCCCCUAGACCUCGACCACAAAGACAUUCGUCACAAGAAAGACGGGUAAGGAGCGAAGCGUAUGGAGCUCCAGCCCAACAUCGCAUGUCUAUGCCACCGCUCAAAAGACCAUCCGUUGUGACUGGAGGAUACGAGUCGACGACCGAUGCCGAUUCUUCUGAUGAUCGACCCAAAGGCGGUAUGCCAAACUCACAUUCACAGCCCCUCUUACAAGCCCCAGAUAGUGACUCUGGAAGACGCAGAGCCCACAGCCUCAUUGCUCACCAUGACGGUAGUCGUAGUCCGAGCAGAGAGGGAAGCACCUCCGAUCGCCUCAAGAUCAGAACUAAUGGUCUGGUAAAAUCACCAUUGGGAUCACCGGGAGCAUCGAGGACCCCUUCCACAGCUACCAUCGGUGCUUCUCGCCCUCAAGCCGGUCCAAGCGGGUCUCGGGUCCCAUCACAGUCUACUAAACAUCCGUUCCCCAAGCCUGAAGCUCAUUCAGCGACUUCAAGCCGUCAUCCAUCGACACGGAUAAAAACCGAGGACGUACCUAGUCGCUCCACCUCGACUCGUCUACGAGAAGGGGAGAAGCAUCAUCGCGUUCACCGCACGGUGACCCCAUCUUCCUCAUCUGAUAAGGGCAAACAGAGAGCUGCAGAUGAACGUCCGUCGGGACUCGCUGCUGGCUUAGGCUUCAUCGAACCAAAAGUUACACUCAGUGUCGUGACAGACCAGAUCCACGCUCUGCUUGAUGACACUGAUCUCGCCUCCGCCGUCAGGAUGAUCAACACCAACCGUCUUGGUCCCACUUUGCGGCCGACUCUACCAGACCCGGUAUCGUCUUUCUCGACCCAAUCUUCAUUCUCUGCCAACCCAUCCGGACCGACUCCAUUUCCCUCCCACACAGCCGAACCAUAUCUUGUCUCAGCCCCUCCAGCUUUGACCGAGGUUGAUCAUCAUCGAGAUCGUACCGUCAGCAUGAGCAGUACCAUCGCUCCGUACAACAUAACCCCACGAUCGGGUCAAAGGUCAAGUUUUGAUCGACCCAGUAUCGAUCGGCGGACUCGGGACCGACGGAUGAGUUCUGUUACAGGCGAGCCGCCGGAGGGUCAUUUGCCGUUUACACAUCAUGUCCCUGUUUCGGAUGUGAUGGAGGAUGAAUCUGUGGACGGCAAUGAGUCUGCUUCGCCUGAUGAGCUCUCUUCAAAGCAAGUCAAUGGGUCUUUGCGACGUUCAGGGUCGCUGGCCACACGGACGGUGACACCGGACAAGAAAUCGCGAUUCAGUCAGCUAUUCAGUAGGAAAAAGAAGAAAAGUCCUGAGCGGACGAAGCCGAUCGCACCACCGGUGGUGAAGCAUGAUCAUCAUGAACACAAAGAUCACGCAGCCAAAGAGCGAGAAGAGGAAAUACGUCGCUUAGAAAGAGAGCGAAGAGAAGCGGAGCUCGCACAAGAGCGUCGAUUCCGCGCUCUCACACAAGUAGCCGCUCAUCCUACGGCCGAGCGGUUGGCAUACAAAGCGAGCUCACAUUUGAGGGCGUACUACUCGCAUGUCUAUGACGGGGUCGAAGACCCUCCCCGACUGAACCCUCUUGCCGUAUUACGUUGGAAGGAAAAGACGGAAAUACAACGUGAAGCAAAGAAGCGAUGGCAAGCUGAGCAAAGAAACCCUUCCCCGAAUAAACAGGUAUACCCUCACGCUAUUCACUCAAGCCCUGUCAGUAUGGAUUCUCUUUCGAGAGUUCGAAGCUCGCUGGAUAGCGCUCGACCUACUUCUCUUCAAUCGCCUGUCAAUCGGACUUCUCCCUUGAAGCCAAGACGAGAAACACCCAAAGAGCCUGCUCACGCUUGGCGAUAUACCGUGGACGAUAUAGAAGCUUACAAAGAAGCUGACGGGGUGGUUAAUUACUUUAUCCCUCCCCGACCCACUGUGGUGUUUUCUGACGACCCGAUAUCGGAGGGCGGUUCCAGACACGAGAGUUCUGCGGGAGAGAGCAUGCGUAAACAUGAUUCUGCUAGACAGAGAGUCGUAUCGGCAUCCGUCUUAUCGUUGGCCGACGUGGAACCCACCAGCACUGCCGGUAGUGUGGCACCGUUAUCGCGCACGACGUCAAUGGAUCGACCCACUCGAAAGGAGCAUCAUUUCCAUCGCUCUCAUCAAAGUCUCGGAAUGGUGGGUCCAGCUCCAGGAUCUCUGAGCCAAGCGUUACGUGCACCGUUGGAUAUCAUCAAUCGUCGUCAGCGAGUUUCACCAGUUCGACAUGACAAAGGCGAGGUUCAUUCGGAUCAUCUACACAUCCCUCUUCUUAGACACCAGCAUGGGAGCGGUGAAGACGAACAUUCGUCUCGUAGUCGAUUGGCAGCAUCGAAGUCGUUCUUCCAAGCUGCUCCCGUGACCAAGAGCAAAGAAUUCAUCAGACGGAAUUAUCACUCUCAAGGAUCUUUGACCGAUGAUGAACACCGAGAUCGGGAGUUUGGCUUUAAAAAGUUGUUCAAGGGUCAAGGUAGAGAAGAAAGAAGAAUGUCGGCUCCGACAGAGGGUAAUGACAAGGAGAAUGGGACGAAGGAAUCGGAUAGGGAAACAAAAAGUCAAUUGACGUCAAGACCGGUAGACACGGACACGAUAAGACGAAGUGAGCGUGAUAAGCGUACUCAAGCCAGAGUGGGAGAGAUGGAGGCGGAGGUGUAUGCUGCUAGGAAAGAACACUUGCGUACGGCCAAAGAACGAAUUGAACGUCUAGAUCUCUCUUUGUCCAACAUUAACGAAAGUAUGCGACACUAUCUUUCCCAAGCUGAGAGAUUAAAACAAGGUCUUUCAUCAUCAGCAGGUAUCGAAACACAUUGGCCUUCUCUUUCACCUUUAUUCAAACAAUACAUGAAACAUCCACGAGUACCAAGUGAAGGUUAUGGUGAAUCUCAAGAUGUGCUCUCUCCACUUAGAGAUUCCGAUUUAGAUCGUAAAGUCGGUCGUUCUACAUCUCGAACAAGAUCACGUAGAAGAACAACAAACGCACCUUUACCUGCACUUUUCGAACCUACUUCAGGUCCUUGGUCAUUAUCUAUAUCUCCUUCGGUAAAUUCAUUUCAAAACCCUUUCGAUCGUCUACAAACUUCAUUAGAUUCUGUCAAAGGAAUCCAAUCUCAAAUGAUGUCAGAUCGUCAAAACACUACUUCAGUAUUACAAGAUUUAAAUUCUGAAAUAGAAGCUCUCAUAAAACAAAAAGAUGCAGUGAGAGCAUGGACGAAAAGUGUUUUGGAAAAGAAUAGAUCUUUACAAUCUACUUUAGAAACUUUGAGAAGAACUUCAAGAGGUAGUAGAGCAAGAAUGGGUAGAAUGAAAGAUAGGAUUUAUGAUGCUACUGCUAGAGGAGUUGCGGCACCUUUAGUCAGAAGUACUUUUGGUUUAUUCGUUGCUGUUCAAUAUAUAGUAUUGAGACCUUUUGUUAGUACUUUGGAAAGUCCAUUUAGAAGGUAUCCGAGAGGAAGUUUGGUGGUGAUUAGUGGUUUGAUGGGGUUGUUAGCUUAUUUUUAUUAUAUAGGAGGGAAAGAAGUUUCCACUGUUUAA